UCUACACUUGUACUAGAUCACUACCUCCACUCCAAAAAUCUUCCAAUCCCCUCCUCCUCCAAAAUCUCAAAAACCCUAAUUCUUUGUAAAUAUCACCACCACCGCAAAUAAAUAAAUAAAUAAAAAUCUCUCUUCGCUUCAUGCUUUUGGGUUGACUCAGGGAUUUUAACAAACAUGCUGCAGCUGCUACACUUCAUGUUGUGCUUCCUCCUCUCAUGGAUCACGUGCUCAAGUUCGAAGCCAACGUCGAUGUACGACGUUCUGUGUGCCCACGGGCUUCCGAUGGGGCUGCUGCCGAAAGGGGUUGUCGACUUCGAAAUCGACGACGCCGGCAGGUUUACGGUCCACCUGGAUCAGGCCUGCAAUGCCAAGUUCGAGAGCGAGUUGCAUUACGACAGAAACGUUUCGGGGACGUUGAGUUUCGGGCAGAUCAGAUCCUUGUCGGGUAUUUCGGCCCAGGAGCUGUUCCUCUGGUUCCCGGUUAAGGGUAUCCGGGUCGACGUCCCCAGCUCCGGCAUCAUCUACUUCGAUGUCGGGGUUGUUUAUAAGCAGUUCUCGCUGUCGCUUUUUGAAACGCCCCCGGAAUGCACGGCUGCCUCUGGCGGCGUUGAAGCCGUUGGGGCGGUGUACAAGAGUGAAUCGGGGAGAUUGCGGUCUAAGCUCCUUUUCGAUCAUGUUGGGAGGGAUUUUGUGUAGAAUUUUGGAGGGAGAAGUGGAUUGGAAUUGUGGGUUUUGCAGAGUCUGGAUUAGUGUGGGUUGGGUUGAGUUUUCUUAAUUUUCACUGGCCUGUGAAUUCGAUUCGAAACCGAAGAUUGGAGGAGGCAGAGGGCAAUACAGUCCGUUUGGUGUCUCAGCUGGAAAAAGAUUGAGUGAGGCAGAAGAAACAAUUUAGUCCGAAGAAGCCCAAAUCAGGUGAUGCAUCUGCAAACAGGUUUUGUAUUUGUAUUUUUAAGCUCAUAAUUGGUAUCGUGAAAAUGGUAUAAAAGCUUGCAAUAAAAAUCCUUACUUUCUGUAGCAAA
Molecule: messenger RNA, 1019 nt
Organism: Malus domestica (apple)
Lineage: Eukaryota; Viridiplantae; Streptophyta; Magnoliopsida; Rosales; Rosaceae
Source: RefSeq, a predicted model, not a curated record